Molecule: messenger RNA, 8805 nt
Organism: Nomia melanderi (Alkali bee)
Lineage: Eukaryota; Metazoa; Arthropoda; Insecta; Hymenoptera; Halictidae
Source: RefSeq, a predicted model, not a curated record
UGUUCUGUUUGUAUAUUUCAUAGAAAUUUACACGGUUACUGAGUGUCAAUAAUGUUCGAAUAAUCAGAAGUGAAAGUAUUCAUUCAUCAGCAAUCCUCGAAAUAUUAUUUCACGAUCGAAUAUAUUUUCAUAAAAAAUAAUUAAACUAAAAUCGACAUUUCAUUGAUAUUUAAAGUGCGUAUAACCUUACGGCGGCCUGAAGAAUUUCAGUGAUUCACGCGGUAUCCGAGUACUAGAAUCGAGUGGCAAUGAUGUUAAUUCAUGUAAUCAAUUGCAUUGUUUAUAAUUAACAGAAAUGACUCACGAUAAAUGAAUUUAUGGAAUGCUUCACCGAUGUUCGGUUAUUUAUUCAUUGAUGUUCGUCGUAUUAAUAUAUGUGCUUCCGUCGGAAACAAUACCAGCACGUACGUAACCGACAUACAUUUUCGAUAUAUUCGUAUGUAAAUGUUUGCUUAUCUACUCUUCGCGAGUUAUCGAAUUAUCCGUUUCUUUUAUGUGAGUAUGAAUAACGUAGACGCUGUAUAUAGCCGAAAGGAUGUAUCGUUGUUAGAAAGGGCGUGUGUUUGCUUUCUGACGGAGAAUUUAUCUCGUUCCUGUUUUCCAUUGAUCGCAAUUGGAAGUCGUUAAAAAAUAUAUAUAUUAAAAAAUUCUGUUCAAUGGAAAAUUGAUAAAAGUGUAAAAUUUAUGGUGGGUUCUCUUUUGCACGCAUUCGAAGAUUCAAUCGUCGUGCACCUCCAUUUCCGUCGCCGGACUAAUCUCGAAAGCGUAAGGUCUGGGCGUAGUUGGAAUCGAUCAUCACGCCAUCAACAGAAUUUCGCGGGGAAAAUACGUUACGGAUCUUGGUUAGCCGGGAUUCCCCGAAACUCUGAUGCGGUUUUGUUGCAAUUAACGUUACUAAAUAAUAUUAUAAUAUUAAUAUAGUGUUAUUAAAUUUGUUAUUUCUAUAGAAUGAUUAACAAUGGCGAACGUGUAUUGUUGAAACAAACGAAUCCAUGUUGCGUAGAUGUUUUAUCUCUGUUAUAUUGUGCACAGCGGUAUGCCUAGUUUUUUUGGUAUACGUUGACAGUUAACAAUACACUUAACGUUUAGAUUGACAAAGUCAAAAUAACAGAAUCGUUAAUUACUAAUCGUAACAUUGUUUCGCCGGUUCAGCUGUUCACGAGGGGUUUACGAUGUUAGCUAACCGCCGACUAUACACACAAACCGGCUGUGAGUAAAUGUAAUUGAAGUACGUUUGUGUGCUGAACAAUUUAUAUAGUGCGCGAUUCCCGUGGGAAAUCCGGCUGGAAUAGAAUAUUCGAUCGUUUAGUUCCGUCGUUUGCGAAGGGCUACCAUGGCCGCGUACUUAAAUUAAAAUAUGCAAGUACUGGUUACUUCGGCUGUGAGGGGUCGGUGCUGAACUUACCCUUAUAUCAGAGUGUUGUUACUUGCCGUUAUUACUUUUGAUAUUCCAAAUCAAUAAUUGUUACGAAACGUUAUUUAGAAACAUUUUUUAAUAACAAUUGAUUGUUAAACAAACUGCAAUGUGUUCGCUUCGCAGUACUGAAUUUUGAAUUUAUAUUCGAUAUACUUCACACUGUUACUACUCUAGUCAUAUACACACGUUUCUGAGUUUAUAUUUUAAUCGUUGAAUUUAAGAAAAUUCGAAAGUAUUUCAGUCAAUUUUCGGUAUUAAAUCGAUCGAUAUCGAUCCCAGUGAAUCGAUAAUCGUCGCGAUACAGAAGACAUAUGGUCGAUACGUUGAAACGGUUAACCGAAGCGUAAGGGCAUUGCUUUCAAAGAGCUAAAGUUCGAAAGGCCGAAAGCGCCAAAAGCGUUUACUGCUGAUACAACGGAAAUCUAUAAUCGAUAUUGACGAUGUUUAAAUGCUGUGUGUGCAAUAAGAGCACAAAGAAGGAGAAGCCAAGCGGCGAGGUGGCGAAGCAAAGUCAGAAAGCGGCCGACUCGCUGAUAGUUCCCGUCGAGUCGACGGGGGUUGAAGGGAACGGGCAGAUCGGCCGAGACGAGAAGUUGAACGGUGACGUGCAGAGAUCGGAGAAAGUUUCGCCGUCGAUGGAGAAUUGCUCCGAGGUGGUGAUUGAUGACUUGACUGUCAAGAGUCCGUUGCCUUCUGGUAAGCGCGACGAAGCUAAUGAUGCCGUGCGAUCGAAGCAAGAAUCGAUAACGGAAUCGAAUGACAAGAACCGCGACGGCGAUCCCGAAAAUGGGGACAAUCGAACAAAGGAGGACGAGAUAAGAGGAUUGUGCGGUGUCAAGGAUAUGAAUGGAAUCGGAGAAGUAGACGGAAAUGACGACACAAGUGUGAUCGGUGACGGGGGAGGCGAUAACGGAUUAAUGGCGGCAAUACUGAAUUCCAGUGUUCCUAACACCGUUAAAAUGAACCUUUAUGAUUCCUCUACCGCGUACAUCGAGAGAACCAUCGACGAUGGGCCAGAAGAAGAAGGCGAUGAUUCCGUUUUCGAAGCCUGCCCGAACGACAACAAUGCGAAUAAAAAACUGCCGCCAGCGUCUUCAGUUCCUCGCUGGCUGUCGGAAGAAGACGAUGGCGAACAUGAUUCGGAAGAGUGCAGCGGAAUGCAAGAACCGCCCGCGACGCCGGUCGCCCGCGAUGAGCUAGCCUUAAGGCGUCACAGAUUCUUCUCCGAUUUGUUGCACGCCGCGCAAAACGCGACGGAGCACAGAGUGAGGUUCGACCCCCUAGGACCGAUGGUGCACGCUGGUUGCGACUCCAGCGAUAAAGAAGAUCACUUAGAAGAAUUAGUUAAUCGAUUGGAAAACGUUACCAAACGAUUAGAAAAAGUGCGAGGACAUUCUGUAGCUGAAACUCAAGACACUGCUGUCCAAACAAGUACACCAUCACCAAGGAGGUCUAAGCCAGUUGAAAACGGUACAUCAGUACAGUCUGCCUCACCUGUUCAGUUACCUCAUAAAUCAGUAUCAGAUAAAACUGUAAGCAUGUCAGUCUCAGGCUAUGAAGAUUUAUUGGCUGGACCCGUAAGAGAAUAUUUGCAAUUAAGUGAUAAAAUUGGUGGCGAUGUAGCCGUCCAUAGUAAGCUUGUAGAAAAGGCAUUUCAAAUUCAACUUGCAUUUAUUCAAACUGCAGCAAGUCGGCCAGCUCCAACGAAUCAGUCAGAACAGAUUGCUCUACUUGCACCCACCUCUACACAAAUUCAACAAAUUCAAGAUUUUCGAGAGAAAAAUAGAGGGUCUCAAUUCUUUAAUCAUUUAUCAGCAAUUAGUGAAAGUAUUCCAGCUUUGGGAUGGGUUGCUGUAUCACCUACACCAGCACCUUAUGUAAAAGAAAUGAAUGAUGCAGGACAAUUUUAUUCUAAUCGUGUCUUGAAAGAUUGGAAAGAAAAAGAUAAAGUGCACGCAGAAUGGUGCAAGGCUUGGGUACAAACACUAAGUGAUCUUCAACAAUAUGUACGUCAACAUCACACAACAGGAUUGGUCUGGGCAAAAACUGGCUCUGCACCGGCAGGCAUACCACCACCUCCACCACCAUGCAUGCCUAUUGGAGAUGUGGCACCCAUCAAUAUUGCUGAUGAUAGAAGUGCUCUUUUCGCAGAAAUUAAUCAAGGCGAAGCUAUUACGAAAAAUUUAAAGAAAGUAACUUCUGAAAUGCAGACACAUAAAAACCCUUCACUAAGAACUGGUCCAGCACCAUUUAAAGCGCCAAUAGUCGAUAAUGCUAUACCGUCGAAAACAGUACCACCUGCAAGUGCACCAAUUGACAAACCACCAGUAUUUACUAAAGAUGGAAAGAAAUGGCUUAUAGAAUACCACAAAGGAAAUAAAGAUUUGCUCGUUGAAAAUGUAGAGAUGAAUAACGUCAUCUAUAUGUUCCGUUGUCAAGAUUGUACCUUAGUUAUUAAAGGCAAAGUAAAUUCCAUUGUGAUGGAUUCAUGUCGCAAAUCAUCUAUUGUUUUUGACUCAGUUGUAUCGAGUAUCGAAUUUGUCAACUGCCAAAGUGCCCAAAUGCAGGUACUAGGAAAGGUACCCACCAUCUCCAUCGACAAGACCGAUGGUUGCCAGAUGUAUUUGAGCUCGGAGUCGAUGGACGUCGAAUUAAUCAGCAGCAAGUCCAGUGAGAUGAAUGUUAUGGUGCCGAAAGGGAACGGAGAUUACGCUGAGUAUCCUGUACCAGAGCAAUUCAAGACCACGGUCAGUCCGAAGGGUCUCAACACGAUCGCAGUCGACUCACUGGGCUAAAGCUGCCAACAAUUUAACCAUUUAUAGCCUAAACUAACUAUCCGAUUAAGAAUACGGUUCAUUAGAGGUAUCAUCUUCAGAGGAUUCAUCGAUUUCUUAUUUAUUGCUUCUUCAAUUAAUUUAAGACAUCGGGAGAGGGGCGAUGAAGUAGAAUGGAUUAGUUUCAUCCGCGCAACUAGAUCCCGUGAUCUCUCAGAGAACACGGUACUCGAUUAGAACAAUUCACUGAACAACAUUACGGUCCCAUCUCGUUCGAUGUAACUGUGCAUUUCGUGGAGAUCAUCGACUCCCGGUUCAGGCUAAAAUUAAAAAGAUAAAAAAAAUUAAUAGUAAUAAAUAAAAAAUGAUUGCACGAUCAAACGAUUACGCUCACGGAAUUUAAAUUACGCGGGUAUUCGCGACAUGAUAUUUUGUAAUAUAGGAUUAAUUAGAUCUCUAGUGGUUGUGAUUUGUUGAUACAUAUAGAUUGAAUCGGCAUCCUCCACGAAACCGUUCGUUUGCACGUUUGGUGCUGAGAUAAGGAGACAGACUGUAGGUUGGAUUAGUAAUAUAGGUAUGGACAAAAGUUUUGCUACCUUCGGACCGCAAUUUUAUACAUUUACACAAUUUUUUAAUAAUCGAACUUUUGCCCAAACCGGUCGUCAAGAUGACUCGCCAAGGAAUUGCCACUUGACAUUUCUUUCUUUAACGGGCGAUCAAAGCGAGUAUUGCCCGGGCGCACUGAAUAAGGAAAAGAAUAGAAUUGGGAAGCAUUUUGGAGCCACUUCUGAAACGUUUAGGAAUGUCAUAUCAAUAGUUGGAUAUGUUACCUCUAGACUUUUGCAGCAGGGUGCGUUCAUCACGGUUUAGUCAUCGGUUUCAUCAAAAUUGUAUCCUUAUGUCCUAAAUUUUAAGGGUACAUUGAUUUUUUGUUCAGGAGUCUUCCGAUUUUACAGGUAUUCGUGAUGUGUGUAAAUAGAGUAAUAUCGAAUUUUAUUUACGAUCAAGGUAAGCGCCAACAUUAGUUAGCUGGUCAAGGCCAGGCAUUUCGUCUAGAGUUGUUUUAAGGAAAGUUAUUGAUCUUUGAAAUUUCAUAUUUCUACCAAGUUGAUGAGAAAUCAGUUACUUCUUGAAAUCAUUACAUAAAAGUAUGUAGAUAAGGAAUUAGAACGAUGAGAUUGGGCCAUGAUUGUGGAUGUUUCGAUAACCUUGGCCAGCCAACUAGCUUGUCACUUACUGAAACGUUUGUUCAAUCCGAGAAUGUUUGGAAUUUUCGGUAUGCACAUCGGAUUAUGUGUGUGAAAUGAUCAAAAUGAUUGUGCAAAAGUCUUGAUGGUCCACCUGUUAUGAAGAAGGGUAUCGUGAACAAUAGGGGAUGUUGUGAACCUGAUAUUGAACAUCAAAAGCGUGCUGUUUGAACGUGACAUAAAUUACAUUGUGAUUUUUACCACUUGGUAUAUUGUGCUAAUCGUAGGUAUAACGUAACAACUAGCGCUCUACUUAAAGGCGGCACGAUUUAGAGUAACAAGAUCGUUUUAGGAUUAACCAAUGGAUUCAACAGUUCGAUCCUUUUUUAACGAACGGACGGUUAGAGGCAACUCGAACGGUUCCAUUUCAUUUAUAUAUCGUUUGUAUGUGGUACUAAACAUGUAUCAUGCCGGAACGAUGAUUAAUUGACUGAGGUUAUUUGCUCCGAGGAUCGUACUGUCCUUAACACAGUAGACUCUUAACAGCUUUCAUUUUUAAUAUCGAUAGAGUAUUGUAUCGAGAAUAAUCAAUAUUUAUUUCCGAAUAUGAUUUUCAGUGCUAUUUCUAAUUGUCCUAAUAAAAUGAAAUGAUAUACCGUCUAUAAAACGCAGGUGAUGUUGUUAUUCUUUUCAAGAUUGUACCAAUAAUAUAAUAUCAUACAUGAUUUUAGGUUAUAAUUUUUGUAUUAAACUUCUUACAAUAUUUUUCACAUUUUUUUGUUUGUCUAAUUGUUAUUACAUUUUCAAUUUGACUACAUCUUGUGCGACUCAUGGAAUAGAAUUAUCAUUAGUUUCACUGAGAAUAGGAAAUUUAAUAGGUUUGAUUUAUGUAAACAUUAAGACUAACGAGAUUUUUCUAAAAAUUCUUAUUUAUUAGUAUCAAGUACUUUUUUACAUAAUACAUUAGACACGAUAUAUACAUAUUCAUUGGAAGUUUCUCGAACUUACGAAGAACAAAAACGACGAGAUUACGAUAUACGUGGCCUUAAGAUUCGUUUUGCUGCGACAAAGAAUCAAAAUGCCAGGUUCGUCUGAAAUGUCACUAUGUCAAGUAUUUCCGAGUCAUUCGAAAUGACUCGGAAAUACGGAUUCUCUGCGAUUAUUCGCAUUAUCAUCGAACGCGUUAAUAUUGACGAUCAAAUGCAAAGAUAAUUCCGUGAAAGAGUACAAGUUAGUGUUCAUACUGUUGUUAAUCACAAUUUCAAUUAUUUAUAAUUAACACCUUGCACCAAUGUUCAGUAUACUCUCUAACGUUUACCUUCAACUUUCGAUCUCUAUCUAGAUAUUGCACAUACAUUAGUUCAACGAACAUAUACUUUACAGAAAUGUUCGUAUGACAUUGUUGCAACAUUUUAUUUGUUAUCAGGUGGAAGAUCAUUCCACCGUAUUUUAUUUCUACACCUCGUUGCAAUUAACACGUUUGCUGUCGAUAUUUUAUUUGAAAAUCCUUCGUCAUAAAUCACACUGAAUCUCUAAUAUUCUGUUGAAUACAAAAUAUACUUAGUUUUUAGUGUUUUUUUUAUGUAAAUUGGAACUCUCUUAUUUGCUACAUAGUAACGUAAAUGUAUACUAUAUAACUGUUUUUACGUUUACUUUCACUUUAAAUUCUGUAUCAACUGAAUUCGUUUAAUCAAGUAAUGGUAUUAAAUCAACUACACUUUCUACGUACUUUGAAGUUGGAAUAUGAGCAGAUUUUCUUAUUAUAAAGUAAUAAGUUAUUAAAUUCAAAUGUUGAAACUUAAGGUUCAUUUUCGUGGGAUUGGUAACAAAUGUGUUAAAAUGAAUUUUUUUUCAUUCGUUGAACUGAGUACAUCAAUUCUCAACGAUUCAAGUACGGUCAGUCUUUGAUCAUUAAAGAUUAAUAGGGCAGUUACGUUCGUCACUGCCGUCCGAACAUUCUAAGAAGCCAUUGCACACUCGAGAUUUUGGCAAACAUUCACCGAGGGGACAUCGAUGACCCUUGCAGGAUACCAUUAAAGAUCGGAUGUCUUCCCUUGAUAUCGUGUGCUCGACCCAGGGAAGGUAAUGAUGAACUUUCGUGUAUACUCCUGGCCUUCCUGGUCUCGCACAACCGUAACCAUUCGAAGUGAUACCUGAUGAAAUAAAACACGAAACUAUAACAAUUUAUCAUCUAAAAUGAAUAUUCAAAAAUUUUAAUAAUUCAUUUUUCUUUGUUUAAAUGUAUUUCAGUUAUGAAUCUAUUAAUUCAUUACACUUAGCCUUUUGUUAGUUUUAAAUUUAGUAAUUCCUUUUCAAAUCAAAUAGUUUCUUUUAUCACAUUGUUGUUCAAUUAGUAUUCGCUAUAUUUGCAAUGUUCAUAUCUUGAUCUUAUAGCACAAAUUUAUUCUUAUUCAAAUCAUGGCCAGAACCGGUUCAUAGUUUUACUGAUUACAAGAUGCAUAUUUGCAUACAGUGACGUUUAAUUUCACAAUAUUGUUAAGUAAAUUCGAUUUGUAUAAUUACUGUUAACCCUUUGAACUCGACAAUAUUUUAACCCUUUGAACUACAAAUAUUCAUUAUUUUCUGAUGAAAUAGUAACAAUAUUUUUGGUAACUAGCACAAAUAAUUGCCUUAUAUAAAUUAAGAAACGAAACUAUUUUAUUUCGACGUUCCACUUGUUGAUCAAUUACAUAAAAUUUGAUAUUGAAUUUGAAAUUUUAUAAUUUUGCUACGUCGGAUCUGAUGGCGACAGAGAGGCGCCUUUCGAGCGCAAAGGGUUAAAUUUGAAUCUUAAUUAUCGAUAUCUUUACUGGAAACGGAUGUAUAUAUACAUAUAGAGGUAUCAUAUUAAUUUGUUCGUUUUUUGUAGAAACAUAAUUACUGACCGUGAAGAGUAUAUUUAUUGUCCGAUCCCGAGCAAACCAAAGGUCCACCACUGUCUCCCAAGCAAGCGUCCCUUCCGCCGUCCUUUAAUCCAGCGCAAAGCAUGCCGGACGUGAUCCUGUACAAAGGAAGAAACAGAGUCUUCCUUCGACAUUCCUCAGUUGAAAUCACCGGAAGUUGUACUUCUUGCAAAGUGUCCGCUGUUAAGUAAAAUCAUUAUUCGUUACGGAUGGUCAACGCCUUGGUAACUAAACUGCAAUCAUAUAUUCAGGGCCGCGCCAACCAUAGGGUGCAAGGGCAACAAAAAAACAAAUAUUUAAUAUUUAUUUUAUGCACUUAAUAUUUAAUUUUAAUUAUGCAAUGUAAUCAUUAAAAGUGCGGUGAAUGAGACGGUGUACGGCCUUGCGGCGAAGUGUUAUUGAAACAUCAUGAUGUUUGCAAUUUUUUAAGGGGAUGCUGAUAAAAGUUUGCAUCCGGGUGGCAAAUACCUUUGGCGCGUCCCUGUAUGCAAGCAUAAAAUUUUAUGAACUAAUUUAUAAAAACU